AAUUACAGUAUUAAAUAUUAUUAUUUAAUUUUUAAAAAAUUAAUAAUAAAAAUGCUAAUUUAUUUUUUAUUAUAUUACAGAUUUUGGUAUGACAGCUGGAAGGCAAGAUUCCAAAAUAGAUUGUCGUCUCAACUUUAAUAGUACUGAAAGAACCAAUGGUACAUUCACAUCUCCGAAUUGGCCCGGUUAUUACCCACGAGAUACCGAAUGUCAUUAUUUAUUUUAUGGCAAUGGAAGCGAACGUGUCUACAUAACUUUUGCUUAUUUUGACGUGGAUGGAAUUCCUCCUUGUGAGAGCGAUAGUGCUAGUGAUUAUGUGGAAUUUUCCAAUUUUCGCACGGUUGACAGAAAAAUUCCGAAACAUUGUGGUUCUAGAAAGCCAAAGGUUAUCGAAUCGGAUGGUGAUUUCUUUCGUGUUACAUUUAAAUCUAACGAUAAGUUCGAUGGUACUGGAUUCGAGGCCUUUUAUCAGUUCAGAAACUAUAAUGAUCCAUUUACUAUCAAACGUGUAGCUACAACGUCGGGAGUAACGCGGUCUUUCUCUUUGAUUCACCAGAUGGCAGCAAUAUUCAUAUCCACCAUUUUUGCUUUGGCAAUAUUUAAAAUAUAAUGGCGUAAGACGAAAUAAACCAUAUCCAAGAAAAGAAAUAAGAAAUUCAGAGAAGUAUAAAUAUUUUCUGAAUAAGUAAAAGAAAAUAUCAACAGAAUUGCCUAAGAAGUUAUGGACUAAAUCACUUUGUUAUAAAGAAAAAACAGUAACAAAAUGGCGAUGCGUACACGAAACUCUAUUCACUUUCUUUACAUUUAACGCUUUAAUUUACUUCUUAAAAAAAUUAAUUUUUGCUACGAAAAUCCACUGCCAAAUAAUUAAUUUUUAAUUAAAAUCAAUUUUUUGCAUUGAUACAUAAUGAAGCAUCGCUAUAAUUUUAAGUCUUUUCUAUGUUUUUAAGCCGAAGAAUACUCACAAAAAAUAUUUAUAAUAUUUUAUAUUCUUAAAAAAUACGAAUUAUUAUUAUAUGAAAUAAUUUGUUCUUUCCGUAAUUUUCGUUUUAAAUUACAAAUUAUCACUGUAAAGAUAAAUGCAUUGUAAUAUAUAGUUAUAUAUAUUAAUA
Centruroides sculpturatus (bark scorpion) is the source of this 1112-nucleotide messenger RNA. RefSeq names its product suppressor of lurcher protein 1-like. The record is from RefSeq and is a predicted model, not a curated record. The transcript is spliced from 5 exons. Gene Ontology annotation, cellular component: plasma membrane. Bases 89 to 610 code for a protein of 173 amino acids. Lineage: Eukaryota; Metazoa; Arthropoda; Arachnida; Scorpiones; Buthidae.